CAAACUACUCUCAUACCCUGUUAUGUUAAAUUGUUUAGUAAAUAAAUUAUAGAAAAAAUCAAAACAAACAUAAUGAUCAUUUUUGUUAAUAAGUUAGAAUGUAAUUCGUAAGUUUUAAACAUUCCUCACAGGACUAAGUCACAUAAGAUCUUAAAGAUAUGGAUAAUUUACAUCCAACAGUGAGUUUACCUCAUAUCGUUCAGGUUUAUCAGCCCGCUGUUCAGCCACCACUCUCAAACCAGGACUCUAUAAACGACUCGUUAAACUUUCAAAAUGUUCUUCAGAGUCAAACAGUUAUGUCUUGUCACCAAAUUCACUUGCAGAAUGUUCAACAGACUAUGCAUGCUUCAAUACCAGGGCCACAAAAUGAGUGUCAACCUCUGCAUAUUACAUCCCAUGUAAUUCUACCACAAGUGCCAUUAAUUAAACACUCUUUAAAUGGAAGUGUACAUCAGCAGUAUUAUAGUCAGUAUAAUACAGUAUCUAAAGAAACAAAACCAGAGCCCAAUCUUCCUAUUAUUGUUAAAAAUGAGGAUUUGGUAAAAUCUGAAGUGAGAAAUAAAAUUAAUAAGGAGAAUUUAACGAGGAGGCGUAGAAUACUUCGUGUGCCAGACCCUAGCCAGUGGCAAAACAAUAUUCGUAAAAAAAAAUGUCAACAAGGUGAAGCCUAUAUUAGUCGGAGAGGCAAGCUUGUACCAGAAAAGCAAAUUCGUAACAAAAAAGACUGCUUAAAUUCUUGCCGUUUCAAGUGCAUGGAGAAAAUCAAUGAUGAAGACAGACAACUUCUGUUCAAAUCAUUUUAUUCUCUAGAUACCAAUGAAAAAAAGUACUUCCUUCUUAAUACAACUGAGAGACACUUAAUUAAGACUAAAGAUAGGCCGUGUGAUGGCAAAAGAAACUAUACAUACAAAUAUUUCUUUUAUAUAAGAACAGAUAAGUUUGUUGUCUGUAAAAAUUUUUAUUUAGGAACAUUAGCAAUAUCUCAAAAACCAAUAUAUAAUGUGCAUUUAAAUAAAUCUGAGGUGAAUAUACCGAAAAGGGAUGGAAGAGGUUUAUCUAGUUGCCAUCCAUUACCAGAGAGAGAAAAAGAUAGAGUGAGAAAACAUAUAAUGUCCCUAGAAACAAUUGACUCUAAACCAAUAAACCCAUUUUCUUUAAAGCAGCAAUAUUUAGAUUCAAAUCUGACUGUUAAACAAAUGUAUAUAAUGUAUGUAACUGAAUGUGAAAAAAUUGGUGAAUCUCCAUUAAAAGAAUCUAUGUAUAGAAAAAUAUUUAAAAAUGAGUUUAACAUAUGUUUUAAGAAAGAGAAGGUGUGUGGUAAAUGUAAGGGUCCAAUAGUAUAGUAAAAAUAAAUGAUACUAUAAAUAGUCCAAUUAGUUUAAUAAUGUUUAUUGACAUAUGGGAUUUGAGAGGAAAACAUUAAAUUGUAUUUGAGGGUUACAGUAUGUUUAUCUGAGUUAGUAUUUACAUACAAAUCCUGAUACAAAUAUUUGUACUUAACAGUUUUGUCAACUGUUAAUUUUCACCUGCUAUUGAACAAUUACAAUUAAAUUUAUUUACUAUACAGUUCAAAUAAAUUUGUGACCUAAGACAAGGAU
Molecule: messenger RNA, 1598 nt
Organism: Pieris brassicae (large cabbage white)
Lineage: Eukaryota; Metazoa; Arthropoda; Insecta; Lepidoptera; Pieridae
Exons: 3
Coding region: 159-1343 (394 amino acids)
Source: RefSeq, a predicted model, not a curated record